GAAAUAAUAAUAUGGAGAAUGAAAAUUGAGGUUAGACUCGUUGGCUUACAGAAGUGCAGAGACUGGGUUGGUUAUAGUGAGAUCCGUUUUGUUGCAAUGGAUAAAGGGAAAGAAGUAAUCAGAGUUUGAACUCUUUUUCUCUAAUUCAGAAGUCACCGUCAGAGUGAAGCGCAGAUCUCUGUAAAUGGAGUACAGGAAAAUCAAAGACGAGGAUAAAGUUAGGGAUUCGGACGUUGAGAGCGUGGCCGUCGCAGUUAACAAUACGGUCUCCGAUGGAGAAACCAAAGUUGACAGCCACAGAACGCAAGUACAGUGGAAGCGCAAGUCAAUGGUUACAUUUGCAUUGACUAUUCUUACUAGUUCGCAAGCCAUUCUAAUCGUUUGGUCCAAGAGAGCUGGCAAGUAUGAGUAUAGUGUCACUACUGCCAACUUUAUGGUGGAGACUUUAAAAUGUGCUAUAUCCCUGGUGGCCUUGGGAAGAAUAUGGAAUAAAGAAGGUGUCACUGAUGACAACAGGUUGACUACCACAUUAGACGAAGUUAUAGUGUAUCCUAUUCCAGCAGCACUUUACCUUGUCAAAAAUUUGCUUCAGUACUACAUCUUUGCAUAUGUAGAUGCUCCAGGCUAUCAGAUAUUAAAGAACUUCAAUAUUAUAAGUACAGGUGUCCUAUACAGAAUUAUACUUAAAAAGAGGUUGAGUGAGAUUCAGUGGGCUGCUUUUAUUCUACUCACUGCUGGGUGCACUACGGCUCAACUGAAUUCGAAUUCUGACCAUGUUCUUCAAACUCCCUUUCAAGGUUGGGUGAUGGCAAUUGCCAUGGCUCUCUUGAGUGGUUUUGCAGGAGUAUAUACUGAGGCUAUUAUUAAAAAGCGUCCUUCUCGAAACAUAAAUGUUCAAAAUUUCUGGUUGUAUGUCUUUGGCAUGGGUUUCAACGCUGUUGCAAUAUUGGUUCAAGAUUUCGAUGCAGUGAUGAACAAGGGAUUCUUCCAUGGAUAUUCGUUCAUCACCGUUCUCAUGAUUUUCAACCAUGCACUCAGUGGAAUUGCUGUAUCAAUGGUAAUGAAGUAUGCUGACAACAUUGUGAAGGUGUAUUCUACUUCAGUGGCAAUGCUUCUUACGGCAGUUGUCUCUGUGUUCCUAUUUGGUUUCCAUCUCUCCCUCGCCUUCUUCCUUGGCACAAUUGUUGUAUCUGUUGCAAUUUAUCUGCACUCUGCUGGGAAGAUGCAAAGAUAAUCAUGACUUUGCUCCUAUUUUGACGACACAUUUUUGUAAAGAUUUAUUUCCUUUUAGCUUCAUUUCAAUGGAGUAUAUUUUAAAAUUGUACGUUCAGUCGUAGUUUAUACUUUAAAUUCUAUCUUCAGUAUAUCUCAACAAGGACAGAAGUAAUAUUUUGAAAACUUGUGAUUC
Molecule: messenger RNA, 1408 nt
Organism: Lotus japonicus
Lineage: Eukaryota; Viridiplantae; Streptophyta; Magnoliopsida; Fabales; Fabaceae
Product: CMP-sialic acid transporter 4-like
Exons: 15
Coding region: 185-1234 (349 amino acids)
Biological process (GO): pyrimidine nucleotide-sugar transmembrane transport
Cellular component (GO): Golgi membrane
Molecular function (GO): pyrimidine nucleotide-sugar transmembrane transporter activity
Source: RefSeq, a predicted model, not a curated record